AUGAGCCCCGAGAGAGAAAAGAACGAGCUCAAGUCCCAAGGCGCCGUCGAGGCUGCUCGCGAUCCCAACAGCUCUGUCACCGGUGACGAUGCUGAGCGAGUCAUUUUGGACGAGAGCAGGAAGGCAGGAUCCGCGGUGCUGCAUUUUGAUCCGAAUGCCUCGCCAGAAGAAAAGGCCGCGCAAGCCAGAUCGCGGCUGAACGACACGCGUCGCCCACCCAAGGGCGUCGGAGUGGUGACUGAUGUGGACGAUGGAAAACCUGCCCCGUACGAUCUGCCUCCACCGGAAUCCAUUGCCGCUGCCGCGAAAGUAGAAGCCCCUACGACCCAAGCUGGCGCGGCAAAUGGAGUGGCCCCAGAAGAAGAACAAGAAUGGUCCAAGGUCGGGUGGGCUCCACGCUUCGGAUCUGGUGAGACCGAAGAAGACAAAGAAGGCAACCUAUUAGACCACCAGACGGCCCUCGAGGGGAGGCUGGAUGAGAAGUUCUUCGGUGAUUGGUAUCAUAACACGGCCGUCAUCAUAUUCGCCUGUAUAGCAUCAUGGCUCGUUGCGACCCUCGGUGGUGGCCUGGCAUGGGUCCUCCUCAUCAUGGCCACCUGCGGCACAUACUACAGAACCUCCAUUAGACGGGUGAGACGAAACUUCAGAGACGACAUCACUCGGGAACUGGGCAAAGCACGUCUAGAGACCGACACCGAGAGCCUUGAAUGGAUGAACAGCUUCCUGGUCAAGUUCUGGCCCAUCUAUGCUCCCCAGCUGGCCAAAGCCAUCAUCAUGUCAGUAGACCAGGUUCUGAGUACCUCGACGCCGGCGUUCCUCGACAGUAUGCGACUCGAGACUUUUAUCCUGGGCACCAAACCACCUCGCAUUGAGCAUGUCAAGACCUACCCGAGAGCCGAGGAUGAUGUUGUCCUGAUGGACUGGAAGUUCAGCUUUACUCCAACAGACACCAUGGAUAUGACUGCUCGUCAACUCAAGACAAAAAUCAACCCGAAAGUCGUCCUGGAAAUUCGAAUCGGCAAAGGGGUUGUCAGCAAAUCAAUGAAGGUCAUUGUUGAAGACUUCGAGUUCUCGGGCUUGAUGCGGGUCAAAAUGAAGCUGCAAAUUCCCUACCCGCACAUUGAGCGCGUAGACAUUUGUUUCCUCGGUCGACCGACAAUUGACUAUGUCUGCAAGCCUCUGGGGGGAGAAACAUUCGGCUUCGACAUCAAUUUCAUCCCUGGACUGGAGAGCUUUAUCAAAGAACAGAUCCACGGCAAUCUUGCACCGAUCAUGUACGAGCCGAAUGUGUUCCCCAUCGAGGUGGCCAAACUGCUAUCGGGCAACCCCAUCGAUCUAGCCAUUGGUGUUGUUGCCGUUACCAUUCAUAACGCAAAUGGAUUGAAGAAUCCUGACAAAUUCUCGGGCACGCCAGACCCUUAUAUUAUUGUCUCACUGAACAGCGCUAAGGAGCUUGCUCGCACCAAAACAAUUCACGAAGACCACAACCCUCGCUGGAACGAGACCUUGUACGUCAUCAUCACGAAUCUCACGGAUUCCCUUACCCUACAGGUCUACGAUUACAAUGAUGUGCGCAAAGACAAGCACCUCGGCACCGCUACGUUCGCCCUGGACCGACUGGAGGGCGCCAUCGAAUACGAAAACCUGGCUCUUGAUGUCCUUGCGAAUGGGAAGCACCGUGGAGUGGUCCAUUGUGAUGUUCGUUUCUUUCCUGUCUUGGAACCGGAGAAGCUCCAGACCGGGGAGAUUUUGCCACCGCCGGAAUCAAAUACUGGCAUUGCAAGAAUCACCAUCGAACAAGCCAAGGAUCUGGACGGAAGCAAGAGUUUGGUCGGGGCUUUGGAUCCUUACGCGGUGCUUCUUCUGAAUAGUAAGGAAAUCCAUGUCACGAACAAGCUCAAGCACACCAACAACCCCGUAUUUUCGGGCAAUACCAAGUCAGUCCUCAUCACGGAUCGCAAGAAAGCUAGGAUCGGAUUGGCGAUUAAAGAUAAUCGCGACCUUGCCGCCGAUCCAAUCUUGGGCACUUUCCAAAUCAAACUGGACGAUAUGCUCAAACUUGUAGACAAAGGACAGGAGUGGUUCACUUUGCACGGGACGACGACCGGAAAAGCAAAGAUGAUGCUCGACUGGAAACCGGUUGCAUUGAAGGGCGCCACUGGAUCUGGCGGCUACAUCACCCCGGUUGGUGUAAUGCGCAUUCACAUUCAAAGUGCAAAGAACCUUCGGAAUUAUGAGACAAUGGGCAAAUCGGACCCAUAUGCCAGGGUCUUGCUGUCAAGUAUCCCCAAGGGUCGGACAGUAACAUAUCAGAACGAACUCAAUCCUACUUGGGAUGAGGUCAUAUAUGUUCCGAUGCACACACCUUCUGAGCGGCUGAUACUUGAGGUAAUGGACGAAGAAAAGCUUGGAAAAGACCGUUCUCUGGGCUUGGUCCAAAUUGCUGCUUCAGACUACAUGAAAGAGGCCGAGGAAGGUGGAUACGAAGUCCAUGACACCAAGACCGUACUGUCUGAAGGGUUGCGGAUGGGAGGUGCAGGCGAAGCGAAGGGCACCAUCAACUACAGCGUUUCAUUUUUUCCGACUUUGAGUGUGAUAGAUCCAGAAGAUGAAGAGGAAGAGCAAAAUGCCCAAGCAGCACUUGAAGCGCCUGGAGCGCCCGCUGGAACACCAACCCACAGCAAGAAAUCAUCCGUUGAUGUCAAGUCCUCAACUGAGAUAGCAAGGCCUAAUGUCGAAGGCCGGAAGAGCUUGGAAACUGCUGGCAGGCUUGGCGCUUUGACAAAUGGAGCGGUGUCUAUCAACAGCUCUAUCGCUUCGGCCAGAAAGCAGGCACCCAAAAUUAAGAUCACUCCAGAGGAUCUCCACAAAUACGAAUCUGGUCUCAUCGUCUUCAACAUCAUCGAAGGACAUUUUGCUCGAACUGACGUAAGGCUCGAGGUAUUGAUGGAUGACCAGGCUUUCCCGGCUUAUACGUCAUCAAAAAUUCGAGACCGAGACCACCACUUCGGUGAGACUGGCGAUGCCAUGGUUCGUGAAAUUGAAAUGUCUCGAAUCACACUCCGGUUGACCGAAAAGGUCGACCGGACCGGCAAGGGAGACGAGGACGAUAUCAUUGCUAAGUUGACUGGCCCUACUCUCCCGACUUUACAACAGUCCUUGUACAAGCCCACCGAACUUACAAUGAGGAGCAACAAUGGGGCUAUAAGCAAAGUGGUGGUCAGCCUCAAAUAUCUGCCGGUAAAAAUGCAACUUGAUCCCAGCGAGAGCAUCAACAACAUGGGCACUCUCCGAGUCGACGUGAUGGAUGCGGCCGAUCUUCCGUCGGCCGAUCGUAAUGGCUACAGUGAUCCGUACUGCAAAUUCAGGUUGAAUGGUAAAGAAGUGUACAAGACCAAGAUUCAGAAGAAGACACUCCAUCCUGCCUGGAACGAAUUUUUUGAGGUGCAGAUUCCAUCUCGCACGGCAGCCGAUUUCAAGGUGGACGUUAUGGAUUGGGAUUUUGGUGACAAAGCCGACCAUUUGGGCUCUGCAACACUGAACUUGCAAGUUCUGGAACCUUUCCAACCACAAGAGCUCUCUUAUGCGCUUGACGGAAAGUCGGGGGUUCUUCGGCUUAGAAUGUUAUUCAAGCCCGACUACGUUACUCGGGUGCGACAAGGGACAUCGACCUUCUCAGGCACCUUUGCGCCCGCAGGAAAGGUGAUUGGUGCCCCCGUCAGAGGUGUCGGUAAGGUGGGCGGCGGUGUGGUGAAGGGAGCUUCAUUCAUCAAACACGGCUUGACUAGAGGGCGAAGCAGCAAGGAAGAUGCAGCCUCAACUACCACCAACGGAAUGCUGGAGACUGCGGACACCGCCCUGACGCCAACGAUGACCCCGGCCAAAGCCUCUCCCCUGGUCGACGGAAGCGCGACUCCUGUGACCCCACUCACGCCAUCACCUAUGAUGCACUCGCGCAGCAAGAGCAAUUACUCGACCAUAACGGCUCACAAAGGGGGUGAGACGGGAACAGCCAGUUUCAUUGUCGUCUCGGCCACCGGAUACCCUCCUAAAGCCGAUGUUCAGGUUGUCAUCAAGAUGGUAGGAUCCAAAGGGGCCAAAGACGUGCACAAGACCAAGGCCAUCAGGUCAUCCUCAGGGACAGUGGAAUAUGACGCGAACCACGAAAAUUUCAAGGUGCCGUGCUCGGCGGACACACAGUUUCAGGUGCAGGUGCGAGAUCACGACAUGCUCCGAUCCAAAGACCUCGGCGAGGCCCUGUUCUUUGUGUCUGACCAGGGCGGGGGAUCUGAUCAAGUGGUCAAGGCCGGGUCAGGCACGGUCACGAUCCGCAGCAGUUUCGCAGCUAGCAACGGAGUUGCGUCCGAAAACCUGAGGCCAGUUACGAGCGGCGGACGGGACAGCCCGGACUCGAAGCGAGACGCACGACGAAGUUUCUUUUCGAGGAGAGAUGUCAGUGGCAAACAUGAGGGAUCCUGA
This is a messenger RNA of Cladophialophora psammophila CBS 110553, 4479 nucleotides long. RefSeq lists its product as uncharacterized. Gene Ontology annotation, molecular function: lipid binding. NCBI's taxonomy places the organism in Eukaryota, Fungi, Ascomycota, Eurotiomycetes, Chaetothyriales, Herpotrichiellaceae. The record is from RefSeq and is a predicted model, not a curated record. The transcript has 5 exons. Bases 1 to 4479 code for a protein of 1492 amino acids.